Raphanus sativus (radish) is the source of this 2681-nucleotide messenger RNA. Its product is annotated as leucine-rich repeat extensin-like protein 5. Lineage: Eukaryota; Viridiplantae; Streptophyta; Magnoliopsida; Brassicales; Brassicaceae. The transcript is spliced from 3 exons. The record is from RefSeq and is a predicted model, not a curated record. The coding region runs from base 1269 to 2495 and encodes 408 amino acids.
AUUCCUUUGGACUAAAAAAGAGUUUGUACUGCUUUUUCUCUUAACUGUAGAAGGAUUUAUACUAUUUAGUAGUGACACACAAGACUCACCAAAGAGUUUGACCAAUGCAUCAAAUUAUUAGGACUGCUUCCUAACAACCCACAUGAACCUACUCAUUGCCAACUGCUUAAAAUGCACCUGUUCGGCCAAAACUAAAGCUUGUCCAAAUUUUGCUAUUCUUAGCUAACUCACCAAUUCUAAACACGUCGAGACUCUAGAAAAAAACAUUGGUGGGUUAGUUAAGAAUGGCAAAAUUUCAAAUUUACAAACAGUCAUAUGACUCUUCAACGUAUAAAAAAAAUCAUUUCGAAUAGUAAUUGAAAAUAAUUGUAACUGUAGUUAAAUUCGAACCUGGAUAUAUAAUGUAGCAGUUUCACAAAACGUAAAUCAUCCUUUGCAAAUCUCUUGUAUAUUUGCAUACUUUUAGUUCAAAUUUCACUGAAACAUAUCAUUUCUUUGAUCGGUUGAUCUAGCAAGCUUUUUUUGUUUUUGAUAGAUUACAAAACAUGUCAAAACUAAAUUAUCAUAACACUAUUUUAAAAUUUUCUUAUUUAUGUGUAUUUAUAUGAACAAAGAACAAGUUGUUUUAUAUUUAUAUGAAAAAUAUAAAUCAAAAUAGUAAAAAGAAUCAGUUGUUUUCUAGUCGAGAAAAGAGAGCAUCUAAUGAGAAUGUGUGAAGCUUAUGCAAAUAGUUGCAGUCAAGAAAAAGAUAAACCUAAAGAGCUUUGUUUGAGUACAAAGCAAGCAAAAGUUUAAGACAAAACAACUUUCCUCUCUGAUAAUAUUUUCAUUCUCAAGCAAGCAUAUAUGCCCAUUGUCAUCCAUAUGUGUGCAUAUCCUUGUACUAUACUUUUUUGUUUAAAGUGUUAAAAUCAAUCAAAAAUGUUAAAAUAGUUUUAAUAUUUAGUUAUAAGAAUAUAAACAUCUAAUUUCUGAAGUAAAGUGAGUCUUGGAAGACAGCAAAGUGAGCUGCUAAAGGACCAAUCUUUAUGAGAAAGACAACAGAACCUUAUAUCCUUCCACAGGUUGCCUUGCAUGAUUCUAGAGUUUUGUGUUUUGUUUUCUACACAUGCAUAUGACACACACACACACACAAGAUAUAUAUAGAAAGGGCGAGGAGACAAGAUAGAUAUUCAAGUUACAUUGCUACUGUUUCUUUUUCUUCUUGGCAGUGUAGUUGGUUUUAGUUUAAAAGAUUUAGCGCUCUUCUGGUGUUCAUCUUAAAACCCAUGGAAUCAAGUAGAGCUCUCACCACCGUUUGCAUUCUCCUUUGUCUCUUUCUCUCAGCCAGCUUCUCCACUCAUUCUGUAGUAGAUGCAAGAAAGCUUGUGGGAUUUGAGAGAGACUCAAAGAAGAAGCCAAAGAAGAUGAUCAUCAAAGCAUUCAAGCACACAACACUGUUAGAGAAAAUGAUGACACAACUCAAUCUAGCUCAACCUUUGGAAUAUUCAACAACAUCCUCAAACACUCAACCUUAUGGUGUUAGCACAACUCUCACUCUACCUCCCUAUGCUUCACUUCCUCCACUUCCAGUUCCCGGAAAUGCCCCUCCUUUUUGUGUUAAUCCCCCAAAUACUCCUUUAAACUCACCUCCCUCCAUCUCCAGUCCUGGACUUAACCCACCUCCCGGCCCAAUCACUGUACCCAACCCACCUGAAUCAUCUUCUAACCCGAACUCAAAUCCAAACCCACCCGAUUCCACCUCAAACCCAAACUCAAACCCAAACCCACCUGAAUCAUCUUCUAAUCCCAACCCACCAGAUUCCUCCUCUAACCCAAACCCACCUGUUACAAUCCCUAGUCCACCUGAAUCAUCCUCUAACCCAAACCCACCAGAAUCAUCAUCAAACCCAAACCCACCCAUUACCGUCCCAUAUCCACCUGAAUCUUCUAGUCCAAACCCGCCAGAAACAGUUCCUAGUCCUCCUGAAUCCGGUCAUACACCAGGCCCAUCAGGACCCAUUUCAGGUCCACCUUACAACGAGCCAAGCCCAUCAACCCCAACCGACACUCCUACAACAUCCGGUAAUCUUCCAGGCCCAUCGACCCCGACCAACACUCCAACACCGUCCGGUAAUCUUCCAUCCCCAACCGGAUCAGUUCCAACCCCAUCAUCGGGGUUUUUACCUCCAAUUGUCUAUCCACCGCCUAUGGUACCACCGCCGUCAAGCAUGACUCCGACCUCAGCUUACUGGUGCGUGGCUAAGCCCACAGUGCCUGACCCAAUUAUCCAAGAAGCUAUGAAUUUUGCUUGUGGGUCAGGAGCAGAUUGUCAUUCAAUUCAGCCCAAUGGACCUUGCUUCAAACCCAAUACAUUGUGGGCACAUGCUUCAUUCGCCUUCAAUAGCUAUUGGCAGCGGACCAAAAGCUCUGGCGGGUCCUGUACAUUCGGCGGCACCGGCAUGCUUGUUACUGUCGACCCAAGCUAUAAUGGGUGCCAUUUUGAUUUCUUCUGAUGCAUGGAGACUGAAGACGUCUCUCGCUUUUUUAUAUUUUUCAUCUUUUUGUGGAUACGAAUAAUAUCAAAUAUGUUUUGAUAUAUAUCUAUUUAAUAUGUUAGGUGGGUCUCGCACUUGUAAGUUGUAACCCUUAAAAUGCUAUACAAAUACACUAAUUUCCUCCGAAAUGGCAUAAGCACAUAA